Macroventuria anomochaeta is the source of this 282-nucleotide messenger RNA. RefSeq lists its product as uncharacterized. The transcript has a single exon. Lineage: Eukaryota; Fungi; Ascomycota; Dothideomycetes; Pleosporales; Didymellaceae. The record is from RefSeq and is a predicted model, not a curated record. The annotation marks the transcript as partial.
AUUAAAAGUGCGCUUGAUGAGAUCAAUAAAUUGCCAUCCGGCGCUUCAUUUUCAUACCGUGCACUUACAAAAAAACACGGUUGUUGGCGCUCAACUUUGACACGUCAACACAAGCAUCAAGUUGUGUCGCAUGAACAGAAGUCAGUCAACCAGCGACUCCUCCACCCACGCGAUGAAGAAGAACUCGUACUAUACAUUUGUAGCCUUACUGAACGAUUCCUUAUGCCUACAAGGCAAAUGAUACAAAAUUUUGCGACUCCUCUUGCUGGAAGAGAGCCCUCA